GGCAUCAGUAGUGUCAUGACGUUUGCGUCUUUGCUUCGCUCGCUUUCCUCUGUAGCUGUAUUAAUGCUCAUCACCGAUUCCGACUUGCCCUCACCUUGUAGCCUAAACUUGCGGCUACUCUGCUGCCACCACCCACCUCCUCUCUCUUCACCUCCCAUUCUCUCUCUCCGCCCCCUGCUUGCCUGCUCUACCCACCUCAUAAACUUCCCCACUCCUUCCUCCAUUUCCAUCCAUUCUUCUCCCCAGGCUGCCGCCGCUGGCAGCCGCAUAUGCUGCUGCUGGUGCUCUGCUACUCCUUCGUCAAUCUCUGCUGCCGUUUGGCAUUAGACGGAUUCCAGUCAACUCCAUCCAUUUUGAUGGUUAAACUAUCAAAGAUACUGCCGGUGCUGUGAAUGGCUGCUCAAGUUCCUCAGAUUCUUUAAAUUCUGAGUUCAUCCUCAAUUCGGGGCUCUUGGUUUAAGCCGUUGGACGAUUCAUUGUACCGCGGAGGAUUUUUUAUGGCUCAUGUUGCCUCGUGACAUUGUGGUCUGACCAAAAGCUGCUUUUACAUCUCCUUCAUGGGCUGUUCAGCUUCCAAGUGUUGUUCACAAUUGAAGUGCUCUUUGUGCUCAAAUGGGUGCCUGGGGCAGGCACCUGACUCCCCGAGGGAAUCCAGGGGAAAGUCAAGUCGGGGGAGAGGGAGGGUAGAUUCUAGUGGUUCAGAUGAUUCUUCUGGUGAUGAUCUCGGGGAAGAUGACGAUGCUUUUAACCAUAUGAAUGCUACAAGGGAAUCAACUGCUGGCAUCAGCCGACUGUCAAGGGUGUCGUCACAGUUUCUUCCUCCCGAUGCUUCACGCAAGGUUCAGGUCCCUUUGGGUAACUAUGACCUGAGAUACUCCUUCCUGUCUCAAAGAGGUUACUACCCAGAAUCACUGGACAAGGCAAAUCAAGAUAGCUACUGCGUACAUACCCCAUUUGGACCUAGUCCUGAUGACCACUUAUUCGGUGUGUUUGAUGGCCAUGGGGAAUAUGGAGCUCAAUGCUCGCAAUUUGUGAAGCGAAGAUUAUGCGAGAACCUGCUCAGAGAUAACAGGUUUCGUACCGAUGCUGUGCUGGCUCUUCAUUCUGCUUUUGUGGCAACGAACACACAGCUGCAUGCCGACAACUUGGAUGACUCCAUGAGUGGUACUACUGCAGUCACUAUCUUGGUCAGGGGUAAAACUAUUUACGUUGCAAAUACCGGUGAUUCGCGUGCUGUUAUCGCCGAAAAACAAGGGGAUGACAUUGUCGCUGUUGACCUUUCCAUAGAUCAAACCCCUUACCGGUUUGAUGAGCUUGAAAGGGUCAAGGAAUGUGGUGCUAGGGUUCUAACGUUGGACCAAAUAGAGGGCCUAAAGAACCCAGAUGUGCAGUGUUGGGGUACUGAAGAAAGUGACGAUGGCGAUCCUCCAAGGUUAUGGGUGCAAAAUGGCAUGUACCCAGGAACUGCUUUUACCCGUAGCAUUGGAGAUUCUGUUGCUGAGUCAAUUGGUGUCAUUGCAGAUCCCGAGAUUUUUGUCCUGGAUCUCAAUUCCAACAAUCCAUUUUUCGUUCUUGCUAGCGAUGGCGUUUUUGAGUUCCUUUCCAGUCAAACAGUUGUCGACAUGGUUUCUAAAUACAAGGAUCCUCGAGAUGCAUGUGCAGAAAUUGUCGCUGAGUCCUAUCGUCUUUGGCUACAGUAUGAAACUCGUACAGAUGACAUUACAAUCAUACUCGUGCAUAUUAAUGGGUUAACUGAUGAAUCUACCCAGACUGUUACGAAGGUGACUUUACAACCUUCACAACAAGUAGUAGGACUGGCAGGCCCUGAAUCGCCACUAAUAGUAAGUUCCAACACCAAUAAUCAGCGCUCCAAGCAUGAUUUAUCACGGGCACGAUUGAGGGCUCUUGAAAGUUCUCUAGAGAAUGGUCAAUUAUGGGUCCCUCCAUCUCCAUCGCAUCGGAAGACAUGGGAAGAGCAAGCGCAUAUUGAGCGGGUACUACAUGAUCAUUUCCUAUUUAGGAAGCUUACUGACUCACAAUGUCAUGUUCUACUUGAUUGUAUGCAACGAGUUGAGGUGAAACCUAGGGAUAUAGUAGUACAACAGGGCGGUGAAGGUGACUGCUUCUAUGUAGUUGGUAGUGGUGAGUAUGAAGUUCUGGCUAUUCAGGAAGAAAAUGGAAAGGAAAUAACCAAGGUUCUGCAUCGGUAUACAGCUGACAAGUUAUCUUCUUUUGGGGAGCUAGCACUAAUGCACAAUAAGCCGCUUCAGGCUUCAGUUCGUGCUGUGACCAGUGGAACAUUAUGGGCUCUAAAGAGGGAGGACUUCCGGGGUAUUUUGAUGUCAGAAUUUUCAAACAUACCAUCAUUGAAGUUGCUCCGAUCUGUACAACUGUUUACAAGAUUUACAGUGCUUCAACUAAGUCAACUUGCCGAGUCACUUGUUGAAGUAUCUUUUGCAGAUGGGCAAAUAAUAGUAGAUAAGAAUGAUAAAUUCUCUUCUCUGUAUAUCAUUCAAAGAGGUCGUGUGAGACUUAUAUUGGCUACUGAUCAAAUGACUUCAGAUACUUGGGAUCUCAUUAGUGCUGAAACAAAGCAGGCACAAAGUAGUCGGGAAAAUGGUAAUUAUGUGCUUGAUAUAGAUGAGGGAGGGCACUUCGGAGAGUGGUCUCUCAUUGGUGAGACUAUUGCUUUCACUGCUAUUGCUGUUGGUGAUGUUACUUGUUCUACUAUCAUGAAGGAGAAAUUUGACUCAAUUGUUGGGCCUUUUCCUAAACUUUCGCAAGCUGAUUCCAAGAUUAAAGAAUCUCUGGUAACUCUGGAGAAUGUUGCAGAUGGUGAUUUCCCUUUUAGGAGGGUGAAGCUCUCAGAUUUGGAAUGGAAAAUGUGCAUAUAUGCUGCUGAUUGCAGUGAGAUUGGUCUUGUCCAAGUCAGGGGCUAUGACAAGAUGAGAACUUUAAAAAGGUUUUACAUCAAGAGAGUACAAGAUCUCCAUAAGGAAGUACAAGUAUUUGAGGAAAAGGACCUUAUGAAAAGCUUGAGCAAAUCAACUUGCGUGCCAGAAGUUCUGUCUACUUGUGCUGAUCAGUCAUACCUUGGAAUAUUACUGAAUUGUUGCCUUUGUUGCUCACUGGCUUCAAUACUUCAUACACCACUAAAUGAGACAUCUGCAAGAUUCUUUGCAGCCUCAGUUGUUGUUGCUCUAGAAGAACUUCAUCAGAAGUCCAUUAUCUAUAGAGGUGUUUCGGCAGACAUUCUUAUGCUCGACAGAUCAGGACAUCUGCAGCUGGUGGAUUUUAGGUUUGCAAAGAAGUUGGAAGGUCAAAGGACAUACACAAUAUGUGGGAUCGCUGACUCUCUGGCACCAGAGAUUGUUCUUGGUAGGGGUCAUGGAUUUCCUGCUGACUGGUGGGCACUUGGAGUUUUGAUCUAUUUCAUGCUUCAGUCAGACAUGCCAUUCGGGUCCUGGAGGGAGAGCGAGCUGGAACCUAUUACAAAAAUUGCCAAAGGCCACCUUGUUAUGCCAGUGUCUUUCAGUGCAGAAGUUGUUGACCUUAUAACCAAGCUACUCGUGGUCGACGAAAACGCGCGCCUUGGAACCAGUGGUGCUGAAGCUGUGAAGAAACACCCCUGGUUUGAUGGCACUGAUUGGGAGCGAAUAGCAUCUGGGACUUGUGCAGCACCUGAAGAAAUCACUGAGCGCAUCAACUACUGUAUAGAAACUCUUAAUGAGGACUUAUCCGCAUCUCCUUCCGUGCCGAUUGAAGACCCAGAUGAUCUCACUGCUCCAGAGUGGAUCCAGGAUUGGUGAUCUCAAUAGUUGCAUGACUGUCCAAUGAUGAAUUGUUCUAGUUGAGGAAAACGUCUCUAGUUUUUCACCGAGCAUUCUCAUAUCAAAUGGAAGAAGGUAUACAUAAGAGUUGAUCGAACUGACAAGUUGUACAUACCAAAGAUUAUUCCUUCUGUGAUCAUAGAUCAGAAUUUGAGAUGCCAAGCAACAGAGACUUUGGUCUAUGUUUGCUGCAUAGUUCCUGGUAAGAAGGAUCUGGAUAGUUUGUUGGUGAUCCAUGUAAUUAUAUAUCCAAUUUGUGCACUCCCUUGCUGUUUCGGAAAUGGAUACUGGUCGGGAGGAAGGUCAAUAAUUAUCGUUGUGAAUACGGACAUUUCUUUCA
Messenger RNA from Zea mays, 4170 nucleotides. Its product is annotated as Protein phosphatase 2C and cyclic nucleotide-binding/kinase domain-containing protein. NCBI's taxonomy places the organism in Eukaryota, Viridiplantae, Streptophyta, Magnoliopsida, Poales, Poaceae. The transcript is spliced from 15 exons. Gene Ontology annotation, biological process: protein phosphorylation. Gene Ontology annotation, cellular component: cAMP-dependent protein kinase complex. Gene Ontology annotation, molecular function: ATP binding; cAMP-dependent protein kinase activity; cation binding. The coding region runs from base 558 to 3809 and encodes 1083 amino acids. The record is from RefSeq and is a predicted model, not a curated record.